AUGGCUCGACCUCGACGACGAAGAAAGAUCAAAAAUCCGUCGACCAAAGUGACGAGGCGUACUGCUAACAAGCAUUUCAAGAAAGUCAGAAUUACGGGACAUGACUUGAUUGCUGCAAACUGGGAUCCCAAGGCUACGCUUCGACAAAACUAUCAAAAACUAGGGCUGAUGUCGAUGCUGAAUGCUCCGGCUGGAGGCGUUGAAAAGACCAACCCGGAUAAUGAGGAGGAAGUUGAUGUGGAAACGUUGAAAAACAUUUUGGGUCCAGAUGCGGGCAUCAUAGAGCGAGAUGAAGAGGGGAAU
Molecule: messenger RNA, 303 nt
Organism: Paraglomus occultum
Lineage: Eukaryota; Fungi; Glomeromycota; Glomeromycetes; Paraglomerales; Paraglomeraceae
Source: the annotation of a GenBank genome assembly